Molecule: messenger RNA, 3751 nt
Organism: Astyanax mexicanus (Mexican tetra)
Lineage: Eukaryota; Metazoa; Chordata; Actinopteri; Characiformes; Acestrorhamphidae
Gene: mdfic
Product: MyoD family inhibitor domain containing
Exons: 5
Coding region: 340-1137 (265 amino acids)
Source: RefSeq, a predicted model, not a curated record
AAAAUGUUUCAGUUCAACUUUCUUUAGAGGGGAGAGAAGCAGCGAGAAGGAGCUGCCUGCCUUCAAACUGGGAACUGGACGUACUGGAGUUACUGGACUUUCUUACAGUAGUUUAAUAGUUUAAAACUCAUCUCUGAUGACUGUGCUUGUUUUUUCUAACCUCUGGUUUUAGCUGUAGUUUAGCGGGAAGUGAGAAACUCGGGACUGAAGAUGGGGAGAUAGCCUGGAGACGGAGCUGACAUGUUUGAGAGGGUCGACGGCUGAGUCAAUAAGGAGGCUCUCUUCUGUUGUUUUCUAGCUGACAAACUAGCAAACACAGUCCAACAAGAAGGCUGGCUCAUGUCCGCGGAGACGGUCUUACCUCCGGAGGGGCCUGCAGGGCCAGAGCAGGAGCUGCAGCAGCAGGAGACCAGGCUGCUUCUGGAUAACUCCCAUGACACGUGUACAAAUGAAAAUAAUGAAUCAUCUGCGACUGCAGACACAGCCAGAAUUCCAGCUUCCAGGGAACAUUCGGCUGAUGAACAGGGCGAUGUUUUAGAGGAAAACCACACUCAUGGCGACCUUGUAAGAACCCAACCUCAGCCACUGGCUAAGCCUCACCCAGCAGCAUGUCUACAGCAGCCCAGUGAGGGAGAGGGUGCCAGGCUGCACAAUGGCCUUCAUGCAGGGCUGAGUAAUGGACACAGAAUGCCCCGCGGGGGCACACAGCCUGCAGCUGCUGCCACCGCCGCCGCUGCUUCUUCGUCUGAGAGCAGAAAGCAUCCGUCUCCUGUCUCUCAGCGCAUGCAGAAGAAGCUCCGCUCCAGCCUGUCCGUCAACAGCGACAGCAGCAGGAGGAGCAAAGGCAGCUCCACUGGUUCACACAAACCUGGCUCCUCUCCAGAGGACUGCUGUGUUCAUUGCAUCCUGGCCUGCCUUUUCUGCGAGUUCCUCACCCUUUGUAACAUGGUGGUGGCUCAGGCGUCCUGUGGCACCUGCACUUCGGAGGCAUGCUGCUGCUGCUGCUGCGCAGAUGACCUGGGAGAUGACUGCAACUGCCCCUGCGACAUGGACUGUGGCAUCAUGGAUGCCUGCUGCGAGUCGUCCGACUGCCUGGAGAUCUGUAUGGAGUGCUGCGGAAUCUGCUUCCCCACAUAAGGCUCUGAUCACCUACAGCCAGAGCAGACAAUGAGACAGACCAAAGAGGGAGAGAGAAUGUACAUAGAUUCCUGUAUGUAUUUGUAUUUGUAUGUUUGUAUGUCUGUUUUGUAUGUGUGUGUCUUUGUAUGUAUGAGUGCUUCACAUUUUUCUCCAGUGGAAAAAUGCGCCUCUGGACUUAAUCAAGUUGGUUAAGCUGACGCUUUCCAGACUGAAAAAGACAAUUACAUAUUCAUGUAGAGGACAAUGUAAAAUACAUUUAUUGUUCUGUUUUGUCGAGACGUGUCAAAUAUGCUAAUAACUCUUUUACUUAAAGUAUUAUAGAGUCUUUCCUUUAACUGUCAUUUUAUACAUAUUGUUUCCAUAAUUUCAUCCUUUUUCAGAGGUCCUUACGUCUUAUUGAAUCUAGUUUUUUAAUACAGUCAGAUUUGCGGAAUGCAGAUGUUCUUAGCCUACAAGGGCAGGCUUCAAAUGAGUUUGGUCUGCCCUGAACAACACUGUAAUUUCCACAGAGGCAUGACUUUUCACACUGUCAGACGUCAAAGCUUUGUGGGUGUUAUAUGGGAGUCUUAUUUUGGACUUGCUGAAAAUUACUUGUGUUUUUUCUUUUUCUUUUUUUUUAACUGAAGGUCUGUUUGGUAGGGCCUCCUCUAAGCACUGUCUACUGUAGCUUGCUUUAUUACAGGGCCAUAAAGUUUUAAAAUGAGUUUUCCAUAAAACUGACAAUGAAAUGAUGGAAAACCGUAACAAACAUUUGUGAAUGUUGGCAUGUAAAUACAUCUUGGAUCUAGUCAAUCAAAUGUCUGUAAGAAUAUUUUACAGUAAUACAGCUGAUUUCAGCAUUUGUAUUUAACUUUUUUAUUUUUAUUGGUUUUAACCAAUAAAUUUAACCAAUAAGGAACAACAAAGAACAUGAGUUAACAGACUCUUGGCUGCAGCCAAAGUAAGCUGCAUUUUUGUGCUGCAACAUCAUAGAAGGCUGUUUCAAAUUGAAGACCCCUUUGUAUACAGCCAAGAAAUGCAGCUUACAUUCAAAGUGAUUUCGAGGACACAGCUGAUGUAUCUCUCCAGGCCCUUCUUUUGCACAUACAACAUAAAGGAAAAAAAAACAGAAACAUAAAAAUGGAAGAAAUUGAAACAUUGCAAUUGAGUACAUUUAAAAUGUUAGCUGGUAUAAUUAUAAUUAAUUUAAUUUAAUUUAAGAAAUGAAGAAGCGAGUUGUGCAAUGCAGCAGACUCUUAUUUCUUCCACAGGUUCUCUCACAUUUGAAUCCCACAAACAGGUCAUGGGUUCAAGAUUUGUUUAUAUUAUUAUUGUUUUUUUAUUAUUAUUAUUAUAUCAUUGUGUUUUUACUAGCAUGGCUAAUCCAAAACAGUACAGGGAUAUACUGUUAAUGCCUAUUUUAGAAUAAAUAAAACCAGCACAAUACACAACACCAGUGUACCAUUUUACAUACAAAAAGUGGACAAGAGUAAGGUUUAACAGCCCUGACCUAGAAUAUAGCAACCACAAAAAUGUAGAUUUACACAAAUUUAACUUUCACCAGUGAAUCAUUUCGAGAAAUAGGUCAAAUAAUCUUAAAUAGUUUUACAACUAUAUGAAAUAAGAUGAAAUCUAGCUACUAGCUACAACUACUAGGUUCAAGAUGUGUAUAUUUAUGCCACAAUAUGUUUUAUUAUGAAGAAAGAAAAUUGUAGUUGGGUACAUUCCUUUUGGUCCAAUUUAAGAAGACCUGCUCCCAUUAACAUUCCAUUCAUCUGAGUCGUUACGUUUUUACUGUAUUUUCUUCCUUUGUUUUUUCUUACACACUGUCUUCAUUUUAUUACUUUAUGAACUAGUUUCCUUAUUCUCUGAUGAUGUAACACCAAAGCACUUUCUUAUCUUCCCUGAAAUGCUUAUACUGGACAUGUAUAAUCAAAACAAAUUCCACCUUUCUGAACAAGCACUUGAGGUCAGUUUUACACAUUGGCCUUGCCAUAGAUCAAUCAGUAUAAACAAGUUGUGUGAUGCUGACAAACAUGUUUUGCUUUCCAAGUAUGUUAUAUAAGUUUUUGGUACGCCAUUUUUGUUUUUAAAAGUUUGUCUGAUUCAUCUCUGUCUUUUAAAUACUUGCUAUAAACUGCACUCCUCGCAGAGGAAUUGGAAAGAUUAGAAUUAGAGCAUGGCAGUGAUUGCUGCAGUAAGCAGCUUUAUUUGACCUCAUGUUUCUCAGAGCACAAUUAUAACUCAGCUAAACUGUCCUGUUUCAGCUCUGAGCCAAUGCAGGGUAAUACUCCAUGUUUGUGUGGUCCUCUGGAUAGUCCUUCUAAUUUACUGUAUAAUUAGUAACCCUGAUCAGUGAACAGUGUAUUACAGACUUGAAAAGAUACAGCACCUCUGAAAGGGACAAUCUGCAAAAAGUAUUGAAACAGAUGUGAUGAACAAAAGAAAGUAUAAGAAUUUUGUCUAACUGGAUGCAAGUGCCAUAAAAUGAGUAUUAGAAGAAAUGUGAAUAAUAGGCUACCUUUCUUAGCUUUUGCAUAUUUAUCCUUGCAUUUUGUACUCUACGCACAACCUGGGCUCUGUUUUUUUUUUUUUUUUUUUUUUUAAAUAGCGUUGGGAUGUUAAAACAUUU